Messenger RNA from Lucilia cuprina (Australian sheep blowfly), 2660 nucleotides. RefSeq names its product Osiris 6 (gene Osi6). Lineage: Eukaryota; Metazoa; Arthropoda; Insecta; Diptera; Calliphoridae. Bases 110 to 979 code for a protein of 289 amino acids. The record is from RefSeq and is a predicted model, not a curated record. The transcript has 2 exons.
ACCUCAGCUUGUUCCAUUCGAAUGAACACAUAGUGAUUUCGGUGGUGUUUUAAAUAAAAAGAAUAUUUAUAAAAAAAAUUAAAUAAAUUAUAAAUAAAAAAUAUACAAAAUGAAAUUCUUUGUUGCUACAACUUGUGUGCUUUUAUUAGCUUCCGGCAUCCUUGCCAAUCCCGCUGCCACUAAGGAUAACAGUGGUGAACAAACAAGUGCCUUUGCCCACUGCUUGGAAUCUGACUCAAUUUCGUGUUUACAAUUAACGCUCUUCCGUAAAGCCAGAUCCAUCUUCGAAAAUCCCCAAAUUGAAUUGUUCGGUGGUGUCUCUUUGAUCAAGGCUAAUGAAGGUCGUCAAGGUAAAUCUUUGGAUGAAAGUGCUCGUGCCGUAGAAGCUGCUCCCAGCAUUGAAGCCCGCAACUCUGAAAUCGGCAAUUAUAUGUUAACCAAUGCCAAGAACUUCUUUGCUGAACGCUCAUUGAACUUCAACUUUGCCAAUGCUGCCCGCUCUGUUGCCCGUGCCAUUCCCGAUGACAUCAAGGCUGAUUUACGUGAAUUGGUUGUUGAAUCCCGUACCAAGAAGAAGAAGUUGAUCAAGAAAUUCUUGCCAAUCUUGUUGGGUGUCGGUGCUAAGGUUGCUGUUUUGGCUGUUGGUGCUAUCUUCGGUUUGUUGUUCUUGGCCAAGAAGGCUCUCGUUGUCUCCGUUAUUGCCUUCUUCUUGGCCUUGGCUGCCGGUGCUAGCAGUGGCUUGAGCCGUAUCGGUGGUGGAUCCGGUGGUCUUUUGGGCGGUCUCGGUGGUUUGUUCGGUGGCAAGAGCUCUGGUGCUGCUACCUCUGGUGCUAGCUCUGGUGGUUGGUCCUCCGGCGGUGGUGCUCCUACCGGCGGUUGGUCUUCUGGCAGCAGCUCCGGCUGGGAUACCCAUGGUGCCUACAGCUCUCCCGUUGCCCAAACCAUUGCUUACUCCGGCUACAAGCAAGCCAGACGAUAAGCUUUUUAAGAAACUUUUGUUUCUUUUAGGGUAAUAAUUAUUAUAUAUAUAUUUCGAACAAAUUGAAAAAAAGCAACAAACACAUCUAGGAACUUUAACGAAAAUUUUUAAAAAACACAGAACGAAAUAAUUUAUUUAAUUAUUAUAAUUUAUUUUUAUUUAUUUAAUUUAUUAUUAUUUUAAUUUAUUGCAUGAAAACAAAACAAAAAAAAAAUCUUAAAAAAGUGCCUUAAAACAAAAUAUGAGAAUUUGUUGAAAUGUACAAACAAUCUUUUGUUGGGUUUUCAAGUAGAAAAUCUUUUACAAAAACCAUAUUUCCAAAAUGAUUUGAUAUUCUCAAACACAAUUAUGUUAGAUUAAGCUUUAAAAUUUUAACAUAAUUGGAACAACUUUUUGUUGAAAAAUCUUUAAAAUGUUCUAUUAAAAUUAAUCAUUUCUUUAAUUUACAGCUGAAGAAACUAAUUCACAAAAUGCAUGAAUACUAGUCAAGCAUAAUGUGUAUUGAAAAUCUUAAAUCAUACUCCUACACUCAAUCUAUCCUAAACUAUUACAUUCUUUCUAUUUCUAACAACUCUUUCUAUUUAUCUAUCUAUCUUUCUCUCUAUCUGUUAAUCUAUACAAUUUAACUCUUUAUCUAUUCUAUUCUAUUACUAUUUCUUUAAAUUUUACUCUUAUUUCUAUUGCUUUACCAAAAAAAUCUAUUUUUCUAUCUUUCUAUCUAACCAUUUGAAAACAUCUACAAAAGAAACGAAAAAAAUACAAACUCAUGACUUUUUCUAAAAAAAAAAAACUACAAAAUCUCUUUAUUUCUUUUUAUAUUUUCUAAAUUUAACAAAACUUUUUUAAACUUUACGAAAUUCAUUAACACUUUUCGUCAUUUCAUCUACAGCAGCAGAAACUUUCUUUUCAUGCCAUUUUUUAAAUAUUUAAAAAAUUUUUAAAACUUAGCAUCAUCAUCAUAAAUACAAAUUGUCAUUUAAAUGUUUAAUUAUUUUCUAUAGAAAAAAAUAUUAUUUUUUAAAAUUAGCCUUUAACAUUUCAUCAACACCUUCUAAUGAACCUUUUCUUAUGCAUGUUUAUUUGUUUAGUUUUCCUUAAAAAAACUUCUGCUAAUAUUUCACUUCUCUUCUCAUUAACAAACUUAUGACUUUUUCAGUUUCUUUUCUUGUUACAAUUUUUUUCUUAAUUUUCUGUUUUUAAUUUCUUUUUGCCUGCUGCCAUUAUAUCAACAUAUUAUUUUCAUUAAACUGUCAUUACUUUUUAUAUCACCUUUAAAAGUUCAUUUCAGCCUACAUUAUUUUCAAGCAAAAUAACUUUAGAAAUAUUUCUUUAACACCUUUUGAUACUUAGAAGAAAAAACCUAAACUCUUCUUCAUUUUUUUCAUUUUUAUCUAAUUUGCAUGCUCUACACUUCUUCAUUCCUUCCUUUACCAUCUUUUGCAUUAAUUCUAUAAACAAUAUUUUAAUUUCUCUUUUCAUAACAAAAAAAAAAUUGUUUGAAAUUCUUUCUGUCACUUCUCUUUCGGUAUCUAUCUUUAACCCUGACACCAGUAUCUCUAUCUAUAUUUUUCCUUUAACCACUUGCAGCUUGAAAACACUUGAAAACCUAUUUGUCAUAUUUUUCUUUUUUUGUGUAUAAUACGAAUAAAAAAGCGAAUUACUUUGCAUUUUAAUUACAUUA